AUGGCCGCCGUAUCCCCCGAGCAGGACGUUGUUUCUAGGUAUGAAGAUAUCGUCAGGACUGGAACUGUCUUUGCCCGCCAGAUCGAUUCUAACGAAAAGUGGGACUCUUCUGCCCCUGGCAACGACGCUGUGUUCGCUUCAUUCGACGAGUUCGCCGAUAGAAACCGACGGGUGCUCGACAUUUUGAUUAACAAGGCAGGUCCUAUCGAGAACCUGUCCGCCAUUGGCGGGCGCGUCGCCACGACCCUCGACCAGGUCAAGGACACUUAUCAUACUAUCACCGCCAACAUUGCCGCCCUCUCCGACGGGUUGACCAAGGACAUGAAGCUGUUAGGCGACUCUCUGGAAAACCUCGUGACCCUUGCCAUCCAGAAAUACAGUGGCCGCGGAACGCAGAAGCGGGCCGAGACCUUCUCCGCUUAG
Messenger RNA from Dichotomopilus funicola, 423 nucleotides. RefSeq lists its product as uncharacterized. The coding region runs from base 1 to 423 and encodes 140 amino acids. Lineage: Eukaryota; Fungi; Ascomycota; Sordariomycetes; Sordariales; Chaetomiaceae. The transcript has 4 exons. The record is from RefSeq and is a predicted model, not a curated record.